AAUUCAAUACGUCACAAUCUCUCUCUGAAUCGUUAUUUCAUCAAAGUACCACGUUCCCAGGAAGAACCAGGCAAAGGCUCAUUCUGGAGGAUAGACCCUGCCUCUGAAAGCAAAUUAAUAGAGCAGGCUUUUAGGAAAAGGCGGCCUAGGGGAGUACCUUGCUUUAGAACCCCUCUGGGACCACUCUCUUCUAGAAGUGCCCCAGCUUCUCCUAAUCACUCUGGAGUGUUGUCUGCACACUCCAGUGGUGUCCAGACCCCCGAGAGCCUGUCCAGGGAAGGAUCACCCGUCCCCAUGGAGCCUGAGCCCAGUGCUAUCCAGCCAAAACUUGCCGUCAUACAAGAAGCACGAUUUGCACAGAGUGCCCCAGGAUCACCUCUCUCUAGCCAACCAGUUUUAAUUACUGUACAACGGCAGCUACCACAAACUAUUAAACCUGUCACCUACACUGUUGCAACUCCUGUGACAACAUCAACCUCCCAGCAGCCUGUAGUUCAGACAGUUCAUGUUGUCCACCAGAUCCCAGCUGUGUCAGUCACCAAUGUGACUGGAUUAGCACCAGCAAACACUUACACUGUCGCUGGGCAGGCAGUCGUCACGCAAGCGGCGAUGGUCACCCAGCCCAAGGUAGAACCUCAAGAGAAUGGAGACCACAAGGAAGUCAAAGUGAAAGUGGAGCCUCUCCCUGCUAUUAGCCAUGCUGCAAUAGGAGCUGCUAGUCGUAUCAUCCAGACAUCUCAGCCCACCCCCCUGCAGACAGUGACGAUAGUGCAACAGGCGCCGCUGGGGCAGCACCAGCUCCCCAUCAAAACUGUGACGCAGAACGGGACGCACAUAGUGCCCAUCAGCACUGCCAUGCAGGGGCAGGGCAGCGCCGCUGCUGCAAGUCCUUUGCACAUGUUAGCGACCCACGCGUCGGCGUCAGCAUCGCUCCCGACCAAGCGGCAGAACGGAGACCAGUCGGAACAGCAGGAACUCAAACGUAUCAAAACAGAGGAUGGAGAGAGCAUAGUCAUAGCUGUGAACGUGGACACCCCACCCGUGGCAGUGAGUGACAAAGGCAGCCAGAACUAGAAACUUAGGGGGGAGUUUUCUUUUUUUUU
This is a messenger RNA of Acanthisitta chloris (rifleman), 1103 nucleotides long. It is a transcript of the gene FOXK2, whose product is annotated as forkhead box K2. The transcript has 5 exons. NCBI's taxonomy places the organism in Eukaryota, Metazoa, Chordata, Aves, Passeriformes, Acanthisittidae. The annotation marks the transcript as partial. Gene Ontology annotation, molecular function: DNA-binding transcription factor activity, RNA polymerase II-specific; RNA polymerase II cis-regulatory region sequence-specific DNA binding. The record is from RefSeq and is a predicted model, not a curated record. Gene Ontology annotation, biological process: regulation of transcription by RNA polymerase II.